Molecule: messenger RNA, 579 nt
Organism: Manihot esculenta (cassava)
Lineage: Eukaryota; Viridiplantae; Streptophyta; Magnoliopsida; Malpighiales; Euphorbiaceae
Product: olee1-like protein
Exons: 2
Coding region: 1-513 (170 amino acids)
Source: RefSeq, a predicted model, not a curated record
AUGGCCAAUUACUCGACCGGUAGCAUGAUCUUCCUUAUGUUUGCUAUUUGCUUCUCGUCUCUUCUUCACUUCACCAAUGGCCAAUCUCAUUUCAAUGUGAGGGGCAAGAUUUACUGUGACACGUGUGGCGUUCAAUUCAUAACCAAGAAAUCAUUUUACCUUGAAGGUGCGAAGGUGCGAUUCGAAUGCUGGGACAUGAAAACCAAUGCGACAAUAUUUAGCCGAGAAGUAGAAACAAACAAAAACGGGAAAUAUGAGCUAAGGGUGCCGGGAGUUCACGAGGAGGAGCUUUGCCGAGUGAUCCUAAUAUCAUCUCCAGACCCAGAGUGCAGCGAAAUCAACCAAGAUCCGUUUGUGAAUAAAGCUUCUCAUAUUGUACUCAGCCGCCUCAAUGGCCUUGCUGGCAAUACUCGCACUGCUAAUCCUCUUGGCUUUUUGAAGAAAACACCUCCACCUGAGUGUUCAACGCUCCUAAAAAAAAUGAAAGUCACUGCUUCCGGUCUUGUGCCUUAGAAAAUUAUUUUUCCUUUAUUAUUUAUUUAUUCUGGAUGGGUUGGGUGAUUUUCUUUUUUAAUUCAA